Molecule: messenger RNA, 528 nt
Organism: Notodromas monacha
Lineage: Eukaryota; Metazoa; Arthropoda; Ostracoda; Podocopida; Cyprididae
Source: the annotation of a GenBank genome assembly
AUGUCGACGGCGAUGGCAGUGGGUGUCGAGGAAAGCGUGAAAGCCGAGCGUUUGUGCCGUAUUCAAGUGCUGCGAGACCGCCGGGCAGAGAUUGGUAGCAGGCUGCUGGCACUGCGGCUUCUCGACGAAGAUGUGGCGAAAACGACGGAUGCCGCGCAUCAGGAAUCAUUUGUGAUGGCGGAGGUGAAGAGGUUGCAGGUGAAAGCGGAAGCUUUGUCGGCGGAUGUCGCGAGAUUGGAAUCACUCAUCUGCAACACUAGCAUGUGUUCGCUGCGCGCAGCAGUGGCGGAACGAGAUGUGAUGGCGCGAGGACUGCUGUUGGAGAUGGCCCGGUGUGAGGCUCUCGUGGAGUCAGUCAAGUGCUGGUCCAAACUAGAGUCUGGAAUUGAAGAGCGCAGCAGUGAGACGAGCUCGAUUCGAUCCCGAUUGCGACGUCUGUUGCCAGAGUCGGGAGUGGAGUUGGAUAGACGAUUCCGCCGUUGUACGCACAACGGUGAAGCAGGAGCAGCGGGAGGAGGAGGAAGUUGA